Messenger RNA from Bacidia gigantensis, 3159 nucleotides. RefSeq lists its product as uncharacterized. NCBI's taxonomy places the organism in Eukaryota, Fungi, Ascomycota, Lecanoromycetes, Lecanorales, Ramalinaceae. Gene Ontology annotation, biological process: tricarboxylic acid cycle. The record is from RefSeq and is a predicted model, not a curated record. The coding region runs from base 1 to 3159 and encodes 1052 amino acids. Gene Ontology annotation, molecular function: aconitate hydratase activity; 4 iron, 4 sulfur cluster binding. Gene Ontology annotation, cellular component: mitochondrion; cytosol. The transcript has 5 exons.
AUGGCGAGUACCUUCUUAGCGGGUAAAUUGAAGAUUCACAACUGUUGCUGCGUAUCCGAACUGAUUAGCAUUCCAGAUCGUAUGAUGGAAAAGCCAAAGUAUGGUCAAUGGAUAGACGAGAGUGCGUGGCGACGCACACAGAGACAGAGAAAACAUUGUGGAGUGUACGAUGGUUGCCCAAGACCGGCAAGAACGAAGGAUUUGCGACGGCUGGAGCGAACAAGAGUAUCUGCUUCUACCGAGAAGCGACCGGUGGGUCGCAUCAAGAAUCCCCAAACCAAGAAUCAUUUUCACCUCUUCAAGAUGUACUCUAAAGCCACUUUGUCCCUCGCCGUCCUUGCUGUCGCAAGAUUGGCUCUGGCAAAUCCUUAUUGCUUGUUGACUGCUGUCAAUAAAUUUGAGCACCCGGCCGAUCAAAAGACCCUGUGCUGCAAAGAGGCAGAGAAGGUCAAGAGCUAUAUCUCGGAACUCUGCCCUUCCAACUUGAAGGAUGAAGCCGAGAAAUCUUUCGAGCAAGCAUGCAAAGAUGCCGGUCUGAGUGGCGGUGACGGCUCUGGUUUCGUUACUGCAACCGCCCCCGUCGCUACUGGUACCGCCGCGGCUCCCUCAGGUAGUGCCGGCGGCGCUGUCUCCGGCCCUGCUGCUACUGGAUCACCCAUUACUCCACCAACACCAGGUGGCACCGGAUCUUCUGGCUCACCAGGAUCAGGGUCUCAAUCCUUUACCGGAGCUGCCACCAAGAAUGUUGCCUCGGUCGCUGUUCGUCGACUGAGAAACCCUCCCACUCAAAGUCAGCGCAGAUGGCUUGCCUUCAAUGCCUCUCCACAGGAAGCCGCAAAUACAUCCGCCGAGUUACGUAUUCCUCCGUACAAGCAGAUAAACAAAAAAUUUAAGACCGUCAGGCGAGUCUUGGGCGUCAAUCAUGCCUUGACGCUGGCUGAAAAGAUCUUGUACUCCCAUCUUGAUGAUCCAGAAGAAGCUCUUCUUUCGACUACGAAUCAUGGCAAGGACAUUCGAGGCAAUGCCACCCUUAAGCUCAAGCCUGACAGAGUAGCAAUGCAAGAUGCAUCCGCCCAGAUGGCAUUGCUACAAUUUAUGUCUUGCGGUCUCCCAAGCACAGCUGUGCCGACGAGCAUACACUGCGACCACAUGAUCGUUGGCCAGAAGGGGGCCGACGUCGAUCUACCAGAGUCUAUCCAGGGCAACAAAGAGGUCUAUGAUUUCUUGGAGUCCGCAGCGAAGAAGUAUGGCAUCGAGUUCUGGCCGCCCGGGGCCGGAAUCAUCCAUCAAGCUGUCCUGGAGAAUUAUGCUUCGCCGGGGCUUAUGAUGCUUGGGACUGAUAGUCAUACCCCGAAUGCUGGCGGUCUAGGAGCAAUAGCUAUUGGGGUCGGCGGUGCUGAUGCCGUAGACGCUAUGGUCGACGCACCAUGGGAGUUGAAAUCACCAAGGAUUCUUGGUGUGGAAUUGAAAGGGGCAUUGGGCGCUUGGGCGACGCCGAAAGACAUCAUCUUGAAGCUUACCGGCAUACUCACCGUCAGAGGUGGCACAGGCUUCAUUCUCGAAUACUUUGGGAAAGGUCUCGAGGCAUUGAGCUGUACAGGAAUGGCCACCGUGUGCAACAUGGGAGCCGAGGUGGGCGCAACAACAUCUAUAUUUCCGUUGACCGGUUCAAUGCUCCAGUAUCUGAAGUCUACGAAUAGGGAGUCUAAUGCUUACGCUGCUCUUGAUGUUGAUACUAAUGGAGAUUUGCUCGCAGCUGAUGCCACGGCGGCGUAUGACGAAGUGAUCACGAUCGAUCUGUCAGAGCUUGAACCUCAUAUCAAUGGACCCUUCACACCAGACUUAUCAACUCCGCUAUCGCACUUUAAAGACGCUGUGAAAGCUAACCAGUGGCCGGACUCAUUUGGAGCAGGAUUGAUUGGAAGUUGCACCAACAGCUCAUACCAAGAUAUGACAAGAGCUGAAGAGCUUGUCAAACAGGCAUCAGACGCUGGUCUCCGGCCCAAGGCAGACUUUUUUAUCACACCAGGGAGUGAACAAGUCCGGGCAACCCUUGAUCGAGAUUCCACCCUGGACACAUUCUCUUCUGCUGGAGGCACGAUCUUGGCAAAUGCUUGUGGACCCUGCAUUGGUCAAUGGAAACGUACGGACGGUAUAUCCAAGGGUGACGGUAACGCAAUUCUUUCAUCCUAUAAUCGCAACUUCAAGGGUCGUAACGAUGGCAAUCCUCAGACGAUGAACUUCCUCGCCUCACCAGAGAUAGUUACGGCCAUGUCUUAUUCUGGGUCUACCACUUUCAAUCCCAUUACAGACACCAUACCCACUCCAUCAGGCGAACCAUUUCGCUUUUCACCGCCCAUAGGCUCCGAUCUCCCAUCACAGGGCUUUGCACAAGGCAACCCUGACUUUCAGCCUACUCCAGCUGUUCCCGCCCCGCAACAUUCAGUCGUCAUAUCCCCGACCUCCGAACGUCUCGCCGUCUUAGAACCAUUCAAUUCCUUUCCGGAAGGUGAGCUCACUAACCUUCGUAUCAUAUACAAAGUCAAAGGUCAAUGCACUACAGACACCAUUUCUGCUGCAGGCCCAUGGUUGAAAUACAAAGGUCAUCUCCCUAACAUCUCCGCAAACACGCUCAUCGGUGCUGUCAACGCUGAAACAGGGGAGACGAACGUCGCUUACGACCACUUUUCCCCACCAGACUCGGGCGGUCAGCCACCUCAAAGCGGCAUACCGCAACUGGCACAAAAGUGGAAGCAGCAAGGACACCACUGGAUGGUCGUCGCCGAAAACAACUACGGUGAGGGCAGUGCAAGAGAACACGCUGCGCUGCAGCCAAGAUACUUAGGGGGCAGAAUCGUGCUAGCGAAGAGCUUCGCGAGGAUCCAUGAGACAAAUUUGAAGAAACAGGGGAUUGUGCCCCUGACUUUUGAGACCGCGGAGGAUUAUGCAAUGUUGCAGGCGGGGGACGUGAUAAAUACGGUGGGGCUGCAUGACAUGCUAAAGGCAGGUGGGAAAGGGGAAGUGAGGUUGAAGGUCAGGAAGAGGGAGGGUGGGGAGGUUGAUCUCGGCGUGAGACAUACUAUUAGCAGAGAUCAGGCGAGUUUCAUUCUCGCGGGGAGUGCAUUGAAUCUGCUUGCGAAAAGGGGAAAGGAGAGUUGA